This is a messenger RNA of Brienomyrus brachyistius, 1789 nucleotides long. Its product is annotated as voltage-dependent anion-selective channel protein 1. Gene Ontology annotation, cellular component: mitochondrial outer membrane. Lineage: Eukaryota; Metazoa; Chordata; Actinopteri; Osteoglossiformes; Mormyridae. Bases 96 to 947 code for a protein of 283 amino acids. The transcript has 9 exons. Gene Ontology annotation, biological process: monoatomic anion transmembrane transport. The record is from RefSeq and is a predicted model, not a curated record. Gene Ontology annotation, molecular function: voltage-gated monoatomic anion channel activity.
UCUCAGGCUACGCGUAUAGCACCUCCCCUUUCCCCUGCCUUCAUCUGGUCCACGGUGUGCGUUUCUAACGGGCUUUUCCCACACUCUCCAAGAUCAUGGCAGUACCGCCCACUUACGCUGACCUCGGCAAGUCUGCCAGGGACAUCUUCACCAAGGGAUACGGGUUCGGCCUUAUCAAGCUGGACUUGAAAACCAAGUCGGAAAAUGGACUGGAAUUCACCAGCUCGGGGUCGGCCAACACGGAAACCAGCAAAGUGAUGGGCAGCUUGGAGACCAAGUACAAGUGGGCGGAGCACGGGCUGACCUUCACGGAGAAGUGGAACACGGAUAACACCCUGGGCACUGAGAUCACCUUGGAGGACCAGUUGCUCAAAGGCCUGAAACUGACCUUCGAUUCCUCCUUCUCUCCGAACACCGGAAAGAAGAGCGGGAAGAUCAAGACGGCCUACAAGAGGGAGCACAUUAAUAUGGGCUGCGACGUGGACUACGACAUCAACGGGACUGCCCUGCACGGGGCCCUGGUGGUCGGCUACGAGGGCUGGCUGGCCGGCUACCAGACAACUUUCGAGGCUGGAAAGAACAGGGUGACCCAGAGCAACUUCGCCGUGGGAUACAAAACGGACGAGUUCCAGCUGCACACCAAUGUCAACGACGGCACGGAAUUCGGAGGCUCCAUCUACCAGAAGGUGAACGACAAGCUGGAGACGGCAGUGAACCUAGCCUGGACGGCGGGAAACAGCAACACCCGCUUCGGCAUCGCCGCUAAAUACCAGAUUGACGCGGAUGCCUCCUUUUCUGUCAAAGUCAAUAAUUCCAGUCUUGUGGGACUUGGUUACACUCAAACUCUGAAACCGGGUAUAAAGCUGACCCUCUCUGCCCUCCUGGAUGGGAAGAACAUCAAUGCCGGUGGACAUAAAUUGGGACUGGGCCUGGAAUUUGAGGCAUAGAAUAAUAUAGUGCUGCAAUAUCCUCCGAAUAUUUUAAUAGCUACAUUCUUCACCUUGUGUUUCCGUUAGGUGUACCAGGAUGGCAAGCCAGUGUUUUUUAAAUGUUAUGAUUUAGUUCAUUGUAGAAAGGGUGUUCAUGUCAGGAACGUAUCAUACAGCGCAGAAUUUGAGAUGAUUAUAUGAUUACACAGAAAAACACUAAUUGAGCUCGUUUUCUUAAAUUCGCGAUCAUUCCACGACAAGCGAGCGCUUAUUUAAUUUAUUUUCUCUUGUGGAAAAAGCUGGUCAAAAAAUAAAUGAGGGCGAUGUGAAACUGCUUGUAGAAUCUGUUGUCCACUAGAUGGGGCUGUUGCAUGCGUCACAGUGUUGGCCCUGGGUACCGGGGUUACGUUCUGCAUUUGGAAAAUGUGAUAUAUUGCCAUGAAUUAGGGAAAAAAAAUCAAGAACGACAUGAUGCGUUGAUUAGUUGUCGCUUUGCGUGUUGGUUUGGUCGCCCUACACUUAUGCAACAGUAAUUCUCCAAGGCACUAAAAGUUUGUGUGUUUCACUUUGUAUGUGUGGGUCUCGUCACAUUAUAAGUAGUUAAAAGUAUGUAUAUUUUACGGUGUCCUAUUCCUACCGUCUUCUCGUGGGCUAAAAGCAGAGCUCUGGGUAAUGGGGGUCAAGUUAAAAAGAAGAUUACCCCUUCACACGGCCUGCCGAUCCACAGAAAUGCUUCUGGUAGAAUAGGUACAUUUUCAUGGGAAAUGUCUUCCGUUCUUAAUUUCAAAACCGGAACAAACCCCUAUAUACUUGACUAUUGUUAUUCCCAUAAUAGUAAUAAAACAAUUACCUUGAUCUGA